This is a messenger RNA of Telopea speciosissima, 330 nucleotides long. RefSeq lists its product as uncharacterized. Lineage: Eukaryota; Viridiplantae; Streptophyta; Magnoliopsida; Proteales; Proteaceae. The transcript has a single exon. The record is from RefSeq and is a predicted model, not a curated record. The coding region runs from base 1 to 330 and encodes 109 amino acids.
AUGGAUGGAGCAAAACCGAGGCCUACUCCAACAUCAAUUCAGCCUCUUGUUCCAACAGCUGGGUCACCAUUUGAAGAUGUCACACUAUAUAGGAGCACUGUUGGCGCACUACAGUAUUUGACAUUGACAAGACCGAAUGUAGCCUUUGAAGUAAACAAGGUCUGUCAGUUCAUGCAUAGUUCAACUACUGAUCAUUGGGCUGCAGUGAAGCGUAUACUUCGCUACCUAAAGGAGAUAAUUGGUCUUGGAAUUCAAAUUCAGCCUUCAACCACACUCAAGUUGGUUGGAUUCAGUGAUGCUGAUUGGGCAGGAAGUCCUCAUGAUCAUUGA